CGAAAGCGCAUCUUAAGUAAUCAUAGCUCUUCUUUUGGAAGGAUUCUAAAAUGGCUUCAACAAGAUAUCUAAUAACUUUGACAUGUUUCUGCCUACUCCUAUCAACAGAGCUUUGGAUCAAAGCUGUAACAGGUUAUCACCAUAAUAACCGAGGAAAUUCUGGCAUUGAAAUGCUUUUGGCGGCAGGAAUCCUCGCCAAGCUGCUGAACAAGCACCACCAUGGCCAUCACCAAAGCCACCCUAUCCCAAUCCCAAUUCCAAUUCCCGUUCAUCAUGGUGGUGGUGGACACGAAGUCAUUCAUCACGGUCAUCAUGACCAUCAUGGUCAUCACAGUCAAAACUACUAUGACUAUGCUCCAUAUGGAGAAACAUACUAUGCUGCUCCUUCUGGGUAUAUGCCUGCUUAUUAUAAAUAACUUUAAAAGUAUGCAAUGUUUGUAGGGAUAAGUAUUGUACAUACAUUUAAUCUAUAUUAGUUAUUUCUUUACCAAUAUGUACAUAUUCAUAUUAUUGAUAUUCAUAUUUAAUGGUAUUUGGUGUGUACGAAGUUCAUCAUUAGUUGGAAAUUCAUACUAAAUACUCACAUUUUGGGGUAAUUUUGCCAAAGAAGCCAGUUUAAAAUGUCUUUAUGAAGAUUUAUAAGGAUAUUUUAUACAAUAAUAUCUCUCAGCAUGUACAGGAAAUAAAAAGGAUAUAUCGGCAAUUCUUAUACGUGUAUGGUUCUUAAAUCUGAAAAUGACUAUUUCACUUUCUUCAUUAUUUUUAAAACUUGUAAAUUAAUAAUAAUGUAACAGAAAAAUUAUUAUUUAGUUUUUCAUUUUUAUUAAGUUUCCUUAAAUAGCCCUUUAUAUCAAAAACCGCUUGCCAAUUAUAUCAUGAAAGUAGAGUGCAAAUACUUAAAAAAAUAGCAAAUUAAAAAUAUUUCCUUUAUCAUUAUGUUACAUUCAAUAUGAUUAAAUUGUUAUCAUUAAUAAUAUACGGUAAAUGUAAUAAAUCGAUUAGCCACUUUUAUCUGUUAUUAUUAAUAAUAACCGGUAAAAGUGACUAAUCGAUUAGUAACAUUAAUUUCAAUAAUUAAAAAUGCGUUGUUUAUUUAAAUACAGAUACCGCGAAAUAAUGUAAUAUUUAACACCAUUUUGUAAGGAAUGUACUAAUAAGUUCAAUACUUGCGAAAUUACUUCAAUAGUAUCUGUAUAACUUCGAAUACCCUGAACAAGUUACCUAACUAAGCUUACUAGGAAAUUGUUCUAAAAUUUGAAAAGAAAGCAAAUGAUAAAUGAAGCAUAUCUCAAAAAGAACUUUAUAGGAACAUUUGUUUCUGAAAUAUUUUCUCAUAGCUUUUUUUAAAAAUUUAGUUGAUAUCUCGGAAAGUUAGUUUUUUUUAAAAUUUCAUCCUGCUUUAUUUCAUUGCAAACUAUUACAUCCUGCAUGCUUGUUUAAGACAGAAAGUUUUCUGUCAAAUUGUGUACCACUCAUGGUUAAGGAACAAACGGAUUUAAUCAUCCGUUUAGAGUCUAAAUUAAGCCCGCUGUGGAAUUGAGGACAUCUUUUCACACGCCUCAACAUGAAAUACUUCAGAGUUAGUCAACUGUGAAUUUUGGCGUGUGGACCUUCGCGUUACAAUUACACACUUCGUUUACAAAUUGAUUAUGUUCUUCUUCUUUUUAAAUACAUUACCUUUCUUAAUAAAUAAGUGUACAGUAACAUUCUUUAAA
This is a messenger RNA of Argiope bruennichi, 1715 nucleotides long. RefSeq names its product knob-associated histidine-rich protein-like. The record is from RefSeq and is a predicted model, not a curated record. The transcript is spliced from 2 exons. The coding region runs from base 51 to 416 and encodes 121 amino acids. NCBI's taxonomy places the organism in Eukaryota, Metazoa, Arthropoda, Arachnida, Araneae, Araneidae.